Messenger RNA from Spirometra erinaceieuropaei, 2443 nucleotides. NCBI's taxonomy places the organism in Eukaryota, Metazoa, Platyhelminthes, Cestoda, Diphyllobothriidea, Diphyllobothriidae. The record is from the annotation of a GenBank genome assembly.
AUGACCUUCCUACAUCUACAUGAGGCCCUACACUUCAGUAGUCCUUUCCGUUGGAGAUACUGCACCAGGUUAGUCGACUGAAUUAUUUCAAGGUUCCGCGAAUAUUCUGUAGGCAUAUCCACUUGCGGUCCUGCUUUCCUGCUAAUUCCUUUUAACAGUGUAUAAUACACCAUUCAUUUAUAGCGCACAACUAAUGCAAUGGUUUUAUUCCUAAAUGCUGAAACAGUGGCCAUAAGCAACUAUUGGCGCAUUUUUUUUCAGCCCAAACGUAUUUUACGCAUUAAAGUCUUACCCCGAUUGCGUUACGCCAUCCUGUAUGCCACUGCUUAGCUCGCGUGCUUUCAUGUCCAUUCCGUUGGUUAGCGUACUCUCGCACAUACUGCGGAUUGGCCUUAGGACACACCACCUUAUUCCUAUUGGCUGUUGGCGUUCACUUGCGAUUCUUUCCAAUCUGGGGCAAGGAUGCAUUUAUUCCGCAUACCGUACAAAUUAUCCAUGCUCAUUUCUAUACCCUAUUUGCAUUUUUCACCUUAUUUAAAUUUGUCUUCCACCUUUCCGGGAACACCAUUUUCUGCGAUACACCUACGGCGCCAUUUACGCCUCCACUCAUUUACCCCACCCGUAUAGCCCCUAUUAACACCGGUCCCGUAAGACAGGUUGCUGGGGGUUUUAGGUACCAGGUCGGCUACCAACUACCAUCUAACCCGAAAAUCUGCCAGCGGCAAAUUAAAACGCCUCCUUAGAGACUCGAUGGUGUCAGCAACAAGACCAUGUUCAUUUGACCGCCCUGCAUGUCCUCGGCCACGUACGUCACCAGCACAAGGACUGAGUCAACGAUAACGACGCAGUCAUUAGUAACCUGCUCGCCGAGAGGAAUGGGUUGCACAGAGCCUACCUCCACUCUCAAAUCGAUGUGAACAAAGCGGCCUUCCAGCAAUGUCCCCGUCUUGCGCAGAAACGGUUGCGAGAAAUGUAGGAAGCCUGCAUGGCUCGCAAGGCCAAGGAGACCCAGGGUUACGCUGAUGGCAACAAAUCAAAGAACUUCUUCGCUGCGAUCAAGGCAAUCUACUGCCCCAGACCAAAGGAGCUCGCUGCUUCUCAGCUCUGCCGGAUCAACGUUUCUGAUCUAGAAGUCACAGAUUCUGAAGCGCUAGGCUGAGCUCUUCAGAAAUGUCUCCAGCCGUUCCUUCGCAAUCUCCGACAUUGCUAUCGACCGGCUCCCCCAAGUUGAAACCAACGUCGACCUGGAUCUCCUGUUCCACCUCCUCUCAGAAGCCAUGCGUGCUUUGUAACAACUUUCCAGUGGGAAGACACCAAGCUCCAAUGCGAUCGCCGCCAAAAUCUACAAGCACGGCGGCCACCACAUGAUGGACCAGCUCACGACGCUGUUUCAGGAGGUAUGGCGCUGUGGACGAAUUCCUCAGAAUUUCAAGGAUACAACCAUCUCUUGCCUCUAAAAGCGCGAAGGAAAUCAAAAGCCCUAUGACAAUCACAGCAGAGACUUGCUACUCAACGUCGCCGGGAUGCUCGUCGCCCGCAUCCUCCUCAAUCGCCUCAGCAGGGAUUCCUGCCGGAAAGCCAAUAUGGCUUCCGGGGACACCGAAGUACGACCGCCGACAAGGGAGACAAAAUCGACGCUACAAGGACACUUUUAAAGACCGCCUGAAGCGGUUGCGGGUCAACCCGAGGACAUGGGAAGACCUCGCCCAGCACAGAACGGCACGACGAAGGGAAGUGAAGACCAGCGCCGCCAUAUUCGAAACAAAUCGGAGUACCGCCACCAAAGCCCAAAGGCAGGCUCUUAAGUCACAAGCGCCUCGCCUCCUUAAUGCCAAAUGUUAAUCGCUGACGGCAUGAACGUGCUGCGAACGCUCAUUCUGUGCCCGAAUCAGUCUCGUGGGAAACCUUCGGACAGAGUGUGAGAAAAACCCGACAACGUUCACUUCCCCCUCUCUGGCCCGUGACGCAAACCCCAGACGACGACCAUCCCCAUCACUACCGAUCACGCUAACGCUGUCCCGCCGGCAUUAACCACCGACACCGCCCGCCGUGUCCCAACCGUUGUGUCAAUCACAGUGAACAGCAGCAGCAGCAGCAGCAGCAGCAGCAGCAGCAGCAGCAGCAGCAGCAGCAGCAGCAGCAGCAGCAGCCGCAGCAGCAGCAGCAGCAGCAACAGCAGCAGCAGCAGCAGCAGCAGCAGUACCACCACCACCACCACCGCCGCCACCACCACCACCACCACCACGAUAUCACGCACUCUCCCACCGCAGAGAUGACAUCUGAUCUCUCAUCAGAUUCAACCACCAACUGCUCCGUCCCCAGUGAUUUGGACUCAGCUCAUAUCUGUCCUCAUUGUGAUCAAAAAUUCACCUUACACAACGGCUGGUCGGUCACUGGCGAAUCCAUCGCACGGGGACUGACAAAACAGUGCCUGGAGCACUAA